CGCCCUUCCACCACCUCCCAUCUCUUUCGUCCCUCCCUCCCUCCUUCUUCUGCCAUUGAAAAUUCUCUCCUACACAUCAACCCAUCUCUGACCUCGUCGAACAACCCGACGUGAUCCAUAUUCAAGACACAUCCUAAAUACACAAUCACAUCAGACAACAUGGCUCCCAUCAAGGUCGGCAUCAACGGCUUCGGUCGUAUCGGACGUAUCGUCUUCCGCAACGCCGUCGAGCACCCCGAGGUCGAGAUUGUUGCCGUCAACGACCCUUUCAUUGAGACCAAGUACGCUGCCUACAUGCUCAAGUACGACUCCACCCACGGAAUCUUCAACGGCGACAUCCAGCAGGAUGGCAACGACCUUGUCAUCAACGGCAAGAAGGUCAAGUUCUACACCGAGCGUGACCCCACUGCCAUCCCCUGGAAGGACACCGGCGCCGACUACGUCGUCGAGUCCACUGGUGUCUUCACCACCAUCGACAAGGCGAAGGCCCAUCUUCAGGGCGGUGCCAAGAAGGUCGUCAUCUCUGCUCCCUCUGCCGAUGCCCCCAUGUACGUGAUGGGUGUCAACGAGAAGUCCUACGACGGCAGCGCCGACGUUAUCUCCAACGCUUCUUGCACCACCAAUUGCUUGGCCCCCCUCGCCAAGGUCAUCAACGACAAGUUCACCAUCAUUGAGGGUCUCAUGACCACCGUCCACUCCUACACUGCCACCCAGAAGACCGUUGACGGUCCCUCCGCCAAGGACUGGCGUGGUGGCCGCACCGCUGCUCAGAACAUCAUUCCCAGCAGCACUGGUGCCGCCAAGGCUGUCGGCAAGGUCAUCCCUGAGCUCAACGGCAAGCUCACUGGCAUGUCCAUGCGUGUGCCCACCGCCAACGUCUCCGUUGUUGACUUGACUGUCCGCAUCGAGAAGGGUGCCAGCUACGACGAGAUCAAGGCCGCCAUCAAGGAGGCUGCUGAGGGUCCCCUCAAGGGUGUCUUGGCCUACACUGAGGACGACGUCGUCUCCACCGACAUGAUCGGCAACCCCAACUCUUCCAUCUUCGAUGCCAAGGCCGGUAUCUCCCUCAACGACAACUUCGUCAAGCUCGUCUCCUGGUACGACAACGAGUGGGGAUACUCCCGCCGUGUCCUCGACCUCUUGGCCCACGUUGCCAAGGUUGACGCCUCCAAAUAAAUGUGCGGUACACAUGAGGCUGUCGCGGAGGGGAAACAUGACCGAAAGUGUCCAUUAAUGAGAUGAUAAACCAACGACCAAACAAAAGCAGUAAAAUGAAGAUGGGCAAGUCUUUCAGGAGGGAGGGCCGCAAAGGCCAGGGAGGAUCAUGGUUGUUUCUUUCCUACAAACAAACGCUCCCAGAAUACAUGUCCGUAUGACGUCUAUGAAAUAGAUUAUGCCUACCCAUCACAGUCCACGCCAAUGCAGAGUGACCAGCGUGUAACUCGAAUCUUUGAUGAUUCUUGAAUCAGAU
Messenger RNA from Colletotrichum phormii, 1471 nucleotides. RefSeq names its product glyceraldehyde-3-phosphate dehydrogenase. Gene Ontology annotation, biological process: glucose metabolic process; glycolytic process. The record is from RefSeq and is a predicted model, not a curated record. Bases 160 to 1176 code for a protein of 338 amino acids. The transcript is spliced from 4 exons. Gene Ontology annotation, cellular component: cytosol. Lineage: Eukaryota; Fungi; Ascomycota; Sordariomycetes; Glomerellales; Glomerellaceae. Gene Ontology annotation, molecular function: NADP binding; NAD binding; glyceraldehyde-3-phosphate dehydrogenase (NAD+) (phosphorylating) activity.